Messenger RNA from Brassica oleracea var. oleracea, 857 nucleotides. Its product is annotated as macro domain-containing protein VPA0103-like. The transcript has 7 exons. Lineage: Eukaryota; Viridiplantae; Streptophyta; Magnoliopsida; Brassicales; Brassicaceae. The record is from RefSeq and is a predicted model, not a curated record. The coding region runs from base 147 to 803 and encodes 218 amino acids.
UUUAACUUUGGAGUCGAGUCAACUAUCGUUACAAGUCGAUAACCGCGUGAAAGAAUAGUAUCUUCGUCUCUGUUCUUGAUCUUUGUUUUCACAAACGGUAAGAUUCACGUCGGAGACUUGAAGAAAAGCGGAAGCCAAUCAAGGUUAUGGACUGUGACGGCAAAGAAGUUGCUUUCAAGUUGUCAGAAAAUUGUGUUCUCAAGAUUGUUCAAGGCGACAUUACCCAGUGGUCCGUCGAUGGCUCGUCAGAUGCUAUUGUUAAUCCAGCAAAUAAGCGUAUGCUAGGUGGUAACGGUGCAGAUGGAGCCAUUCAUGCUGCUGCUGGGCCACAGUUGAGAGCAGCAUGUUAUGAAGUUCGAGAAGUUUUUCCCGGAGUCCGGUGUCCCACCGGAGAAGCAAGAAUCACACCAGGUUUCAACUUGCCUGCAUCUCAUGUGGUUCACACUGUUGGACCAGUGUAUAAUGCUAAGAAGAAUCCUAAGAAACUAUUAGAAAGUGCCUACAGGAACAGUCUAAGAGUGGCUAAGGAGAACAAUAUCCAGUACAUUGCAUUUACUGCAAUAUCUUGUGGUAGUUUCAGGUAUCCAUUGGAUGAAGCUGCUUCUAUAGCUAUCUCCACCGUUAAGGAGUUCGGUAAAGAUUUUAAAGAGGUGCAUUUUGUUCUGUUCAGCGACGAUACAUACACGACGUGGGUGAACACGGCGAAAGAGUUGCCACAUUCGCCACAAGACAUAAUAUUAUCCUCCCCGUCGACGAGGACAACCAAAAGUGGAUUCUUCAGUAAACUCAACUGUUUUUCCUAAAUGUUAAAGACCGUCUCAUCUCACCAUGUAGAAAAAUUUGUAUCCGUCUCGUGA